Tribolium castaneum (red flour beetle) is the source of this 2640-nucleotide messenger RNA. RefSeq lists its product as uncharacterized. NCBI's taxonomy places the organism in Eukaryota, Metazoa, Arthropoda, Insecta, Coleoptera, Tenebrionidae. The record is from RefSeq and is a predicted model, not a curated record. Gene Ontology annotation, cellular component: nucleus. Bases 402 to 1985 code for a protein of 527 amino acids. The transcript has 4 exons. Gene Ontology annotation, molecular function: RNA polymerase II cis-regulatory region sequence-specific DNA binding; DNA-binding transcription factor activity, RNA polymerase II-specific. Gene Ontology annotation, biological process: regulation of transcription by RNA polymerase II.
CGCUUCUGCUUUAAGGAAAGUUUUUUAUUUCGUUGUAAAGUACCUAGAGCAUCUAACAAUUUCAUCAUUUUUACGACUUGCGACGUAAAUUUCAAAUGAGCGAGCCUGUACUUCCCAAAAUUAAAAGACGAUAAUGGCGGCGUCAGGGGGAACCCCCUCUACUGGCGUGGCCAACCACCGCGAUCUAGCGUGCGUAGGUAUGCAACGCACAACUCAGUCGGAAAGAGAGUUUUCGGGGGCAAGCCUGUGCAGUGACGUCAUUAAUUCCACGCUGGCUGUCAUGGCUUUCACAUCGAAGUGUGCGGUGUAACAUAUUGGAAAAGAACAGUGUGUAUAUAUUGAAAGUUUUGCAAUUAAGUGUCGGCAAAGUGCAAUUUCGGUGAUACCUAAGAAUAUGCAAAAUGUUUAACCCGGAGCAGUUUUCCCAGUUUUUCAAACCCGACGAUGGGCGGUACAAUGAAAUGGAGAAUGUGGAUGCUAUGCUAAAUUACGAAAACAACGAAUUUAUGACCUCGGAUUUUUUCGAUACCAUUAGGUCUGUGGAAAACGGGAUUCAGGAUGACUUCCUCAACAGCCCCACUGAUGAUUUUAACACCUUAAGCGAUGCAAGCUCCAACACUGAUGGAUACGUUUCGCCCAGAAACGAUAUCUCUGAAAGCGAAAGGAGCAGCAUCUUCACUGAUGAAUCUGUUUCGCCUCUGAGGACUGUGGACGCUAUUGACGAUUCAUUGUUUGACUUUUUGCAACCAACUCAAGAGAAGGUUGAGGUGGAAACGGUCCCCGUUAUCAUUAAUCAACCGAAAACAAGAACAAAAAUAAUAAUCCAGAACCCCGCCAAUAACAAAUCUAUCAAUAAACAACUAAUAAAUACACCAAUAAAAAAAAUUGGAAAGAAGCAGAUAUUGAAAGUACAGUCAUUGACAACCAAUGGCAAGCCAGUAAUACUCCCAUAUGGCUUAAAAAGCAUCAAGAUACUUAACGCUAGUGAAUUAAAAACCGACCGAAUCCAUGUUGCAACGUUCCCGACUAACACCGUCAGACGCAAAGUUGAACCGACCAGAAUUAAAGAAGAGGUAGAGUUGACCACACACCGUCCUGGAGAACUGACUGAGGUGAAGCUAACGCCUGAAGAGAAGCGUCUUUUGGAGAAAGAAGGGAUUCAGCUACCUGCCUACCACCCCCUGACCAAAUUGGAAGACAGGGAAUUGAAACGUAUCAGAAGGAAAAUCCGCAACAAGAUCUCCGCUCAAGAUUCCCGCAAGCGUAAAAAGGAGUACGUUGACGGGCUCGAAGAGAAGGUCAGACGGGGCUCAGAAGAGAACAGGAACUUGAUGCAACGUGUCAGAGAAUUACAAAAGAAAAACAAAACGCUGAUGGCACACAUCCACAAGCUCCAGUCGCUGAUCUUCAACUCGACAUCAUCGAAAGCCACGCCUUCGACCUGCCUCAUGAUCGUGAUGUUGUCGGUCCUGUUGGUCUCUCUCCCUAAUAUACGUCUAUCGCAGAUGAACAACGAGCUGGCGACGGAGCAAGAGCAAGUCACCAUCAGCAGAUCUCUUCUGUCUACUAAGAAAGGCGAAGACGAUGGGUUGAACAUGGAGGAGUUCUUCGUUUUCAACAAGGAUGAGGAGGGUGUCGACAAUGAAAACAACACCGAGAACGAGUUCUUCAAGUCGAUUGAAGAAAUGGAAAGCAAGUACGAAAACAUGAACUUCGAGAAGGAUAACUCGGACGAUAACUUCUUCAACUCGCUGGUACGAAACAUAAAAAAUCUGUUCAACAAAGACGAGCUCGGAUUCUACAAUAAGAACGGGUUUAUUGAACCAGACAUUGACGAUUUUGAUUCUGGGACAAUAAACCCAGAACCACCCGCCAAAAAGAUGAAACUGGCCGAUGAGCACUACCAUCAAAAUGACGAGAAUUUCGUUCCCCUGGCCAAAGUCAUCACUACUGUGCAUGCUGUGGGCGAAAGCAAGGAUAAAUAAAAUUUGUCUUCUGUGCUUCUUAUAUAUUCUUAUAAUAGUUUGGUUCUUUUACACUUUGCAGUUUGUGUCUUUUAAAAUGAUUUCACCGAGUCAUAUAGCUUGAAGUUUUUAGUUUUAUAGCGUGAUAGUUCCUUGUCCUUUUUUAUCUAUGUGUUACUUGGUAAGAAAGUUAUUUCAUAAUGGAAAGAGUUUGCAUUCCAAUAUAUUGAUUACCCGAAAGUUAUGUAUAUUUUUUCAAGUCUUUGGCAGAGUUCAGAUUGAAAAUAGACUGUGAAUUUAACUAUGAGAUUGUUAUUGUAUUUAUUCAGUUGUAAGUUUUUUUCAGACAGAUUUAUACAAAUAGGGUUCUUAGUCAAAUCCUGUUGUGGACGUUAUUAAAAUGAUUUAUGUAAUGUGUGUAUUGAGCGGCUUAAAUACAACCAUUGAGUUUCUUAAAUAUAUAUUAUAUGUACUAAACUGAAUGAUAACUAAGCCUAAAAUAUGUUUUGUUGCGCAGUUACACUGCUUUUCGAAAUUCUGUUAACUCUAAGAAAAUUACAGUGGUAUUGUACCUAUCCUUGUUAAAAUCUAACAUAAAUUAUUUUGUACGUACUUGUAAAAAAUAAAUAUCUUUUAGUUAUGUAAUUCAGUUAAAAUAAAUAUUUCUAAUAAUUUA